Molecule: messenger RNA, 294 nt
Organism: Lichtheimia ornata
Lineage: Eukaryota; Fungi; Mucoromycota; Mucoromycetes; Mucorales; Lichtheimiaceae
Exons: 1
Coding region: 1-294 (97 amino acids)
Source: RefSeq, a predicted model, not a curated record
AUGCCAGGGUACGCUAUCCCACCACCACCACCCAUGUGCUACUUCUCUGGUGAGAGCAUUCAUGAGGAUCCAGUCUUGUUCCUUGAAGAGUUCCACAGGAGUGCUACAACAAGAAACAGCUUGAGUGACAAGUUAAAGUAUCAGCUUCUGGAUCAUCAUCUCAAGGGAGAAGUGUUGGACUGGUUUCGCAAGGAGGGCAAGAAGGAUCUUCCGUUUGAUGAUGGCACAUUAAAUUGUUUUGUACAAAGGUUCUUAUCAAGGUUCCUCACUGAAGAAAGGAGAAACCAAAUGUAG